AUGGUGAGCUUAAUUUAUAUUAGCUUUAAAAUAAGAUUCUUGCUUAAAUUUAUUGCUUUAAUUAUUUUAUUUAUUAAAAGCCUAAUCAAAGAGCCACAGGCUUUAAGGGUUUAUAAAUCUUAAAAUAAUCAAAUCAAGUUUACUUUAUAAAUUAUCUAAAAAAUAAGUUUAAUGAUAUCAGAAGCCCCAAUUCUAAACAGCAAAAUUAUAGUGGUAAAGGAUAAGUAUCCUAGGAUAUAUAAAUUAAAUGAAGUGUCUCUAUCUCCUAAAUAGAGCACUAAAUAGAUCAUAAAAUCGAGUUCAUAAGAUUUGUUGCAAUCAUAAUUUGUUGCUUAUACAAAAAGAAAGAGUGAUUUUUAAAAAAAUAAGUAAAAAAACUAUCUUAAUCCACAUUUAAAUCAAUCAUAAAAUCAAAGCUAUAUUUAUACUCCUAAAAUAUCAUCUCAAUAGAUUCCUCUUCCACUUUUGAAUAUUUAAAAUAAGUUAAAGCGCUAUGAAGAAGACUCAAUAUCAAGUUCAUAAAUCGCAUCAAAUGUCUUAUAACAUUUUAAAUUAUAAAAAAAAAGAAAUAGCAAUAAUAUAAGCAUAGAAGAUUAAAUUUUUCUACCUAGGAUUUAUAAUUUAAAAGAUAUUAAGAAGAAUGGGCAAGAACUAUUGAGUCUAUAAUAAAUUGAUAAUAGCCUUUUGAAUAAGAAAACUAUUUUUGGUUUUUAAGAUUAAAGCUUCCAAGAUAGCUAUUGUCAUAACAUAACCACUCUCUAAGAUGAAUAGGAUGUAGAAAAAAGCAUGUCUGAUAAAAUUACAUCUACAAAAAAAGACAGUAGUAGAAGUUUAAUCAAUUAUAAUAAUAAUAGCAAUUUUUAUUUUAGUAGUAAUAGUAAUUCUUUUAAAAAUCAGAAUAAUAGUAUUAUGAGCUAGCUAAAGAAAGAUUCUCUUGUUUUAGCGAAUUAUAAGUAAUAAAAAUCUAUGAGGGCUAAGAAUAUAGCUGAAAUAGACUAAUAGUUAACAUAAUUGAAAAAAUAUAAAAUACAUUCUUGA
Messenger RNA from Tetrahymena thermophila SB210, 1038 nucleotides. RefSeq lists its product as hypothetical. The record is from RefSeq and is a predicted model, not a curated record. NCBI's taxonomy places the organism in Eukaryota, Ciliophora, Oligohymenophorea, Hymenostomatida, Tetrahymenidae. The transcript is spliced from 3 exons.